Messenger RNA from Rubroshorea leprosula, 1517 nucleotides. NCBI's taxonomy places the organism in Eukaryota, Viridiplantae, Streptophyta, Magnoliopsida, Malvales, Dipterocarpaceae. The record is from the annotation of a GenBank genome assembly.
AAGUUUCACAAGUCAAAUAUAAUUUUAAAAAUUUUAAAGGACAAAAAACAAUCUAUGUACUAAAUUUAAAAUUUUUUAACAGUUGAGGGGGUGAUGGAAAUCAAGACGACAGCAUAUCUACUAUGUCAUGUGAUCCAUUACACACCUAAGGAGGUCCAGUCAUGCGAGUUAGAGCUAAGAAGAUGCGUGAAGCUUUAAAUGGCCUUAUUGAGCAGAUCUGGGUUGAAAACAACAUACAACAAGCAAAUCGAAGCUUUGAUGAUUAUCAAGGCAGGCAUUAUGUUGAAUUAGAGGAUAUGGUGCACAUGGCAAUGAAAGUAGAAAGGCAACUCAAGCGUACAGGUGCCACCACCAGAGCUGGGCAAAAUCCAGGUUCCUCAUUUUCUUGGAAACCAAAUUGGAGCAAAAAGGAAGAAAAUUCUGCUUUUAAGCCUAAAACUUCAGCAUCUAAGUCAAAAGACGUUGGCAGCAGUGAAAAGAGUAAAACUAAUAAUAUGCAAGGUAGAAACCGAGACAUUAAGUGUUUUCGAUGCUUGGGAAGAGGGCAUAUUGUAUCGCAAUGCCCUAAUAAGCACACGAUGAUCUUGAAAGAGGAUGGAGAAAUUGAAACAGAGGAUGAAUCUGAUGAUGACUCUAUGCCAUCAUUGGAAGAUACUAAUGAUGGCAUGGAAUAUGCUGUUGAUGGAGAACGACUUGUCACUAAGCGUGCUUUAAAUGUGCAAGCCAAAGAAGAUGAUGAAGUACAACGCGACAACAUAUUUCACACGAGGUGCCAUAUCAAAAAUAAGCAUCCAAAGCCAUAUAAGCUACCAUGGUUAGAUGAUUGUGGAGAAAUUAAGGUAAAUAAGCAAGUUUUGGUUUCAUUCUCUAUUGUACGAUAUAAGGAUGAGGUACUGUGCGACGUGGUUUCCAUGCAUGCUGGACAUUUACUUUUGGGGAGACCAUGGCAAUAUGAUAGGAGAAUAACACAUGACGGCUUUAAAAAUCGCUCUUCAUUCAUCAUGGAAAGGAAAACAAUUACUCUUGUGCCGUUGAGUCCAAGGCAGGUUUAUGAGGAUCAACUAAGACUAAAAAAAGAGAGUAAGCUGAGAAAAGAUAGUGAGCUUGAGGGUAUGAAAAACAGAGAGAAAAUAGCAGAAAAAGAGUUAAAAAAGAGAGAAAAGAUCGAGAGUGUUGAAAACAAAGAGAGAAAAUCAGUGAGUGUUUAUGCAAAAGAAAGUGAUGUCAAGGUUGCGUUCUUUGCAAAACAGCCUAUGUUUGUGCUUCUGUAUAAAGAUACUUAUUUCAACACUAACGAACUUAAUGAUUCUUUACCUAGUGCUGUUAAAUCUCUUUUGCAGGACUUCAAGGAUGUGUUUCCAGAUGACGUUCCUAAUGGUUUACCACCAAUAAGAGGAAUCUAGCAUCAAAUGGACUUCAUUCAUGCUACAACAAUUCCAAACCAACUAGCAUAUCGAAGCAAUCCCAAUGAGACGAAAGAACUUCAAUGGCAAGUUGAAGAAACUCAUGAAAAAGGG